This is a messenger RNA of Xylona heveae TC161, 1219 nucleotides long. RefSeq names its product Calcipressin. The transcript has 2 exons. Lineage: Eukaryota; Fungi; Ascomycota; Xylonomycetes; Xylonales; Xylonaceae. The record is from RefSeq and is a predicted model, not a curated record. Gene Ontology annotation, biological process: calcium-mediated signaling. Gene Ontology annotation, molecular function: calcium-dependent protein serine/threonine phosphatase regulator activity; nucleic acid binding. Gene Ontology annotation, cellular component: cytoplasm; nucleus. Bases 30 to 797 code for a protein of 255 amino acids.
GCUCACCAGCGCAAUCGCGCUCCUCGAGCAUGUCCUCGCGCGGUCACCGCACGCCUUCACUCUCGCUCGACCUUUCUGCUGUGCCCGCACUCAUUCAACCUUCUCCUCCAUCGAACACCCUUCUCAUAACGAACCUUCAAGAUCCGGCCAUCUUUCACCCUUCGACGUUGCACGAGAUCCGAACCCUCAUCAAUGAUUCGGCACAAAUUCACUCAUGGUCGCCACUCCGUUCUUUCCGACGCAUCAUUGUGUCCUUCUAUGACGAAGAAUCCGCCAUCAAGAUUCGCAAAAUCCUUGACGGCGAAGCCAUAAUGGGUCACCGCGUGCGCGUCUACUUUGGAGAACCGACACCUAUUCAGCCCGUCGACCAGCAUCUCGGAUUACCCGACGCACCCAAACUCUUCUUUAUCAGUCCCCCGCCGAGCCCGCCUCACGGAUGGGAGUUGCGCAACGAGGACCCCCCCAACAAGGAGGUGCACGCCGAGGAUUUGGCAGACGCCUUGUCCAAACUACACGCCACGCAGACAACUGUUGCUUCAUCAGAGCCUGCAUCACCUGUUGCUUCGCCGCUUGACGGUUUCAAGUCCCGCGAGAACGUACUGAACCGUCACCGAUCUGGUAGCUCCACCAUGCUCUACCACCCCCAGGACCAUGGAGGUAGCCCUGAUCUACCCGCCAUUGCGGUUGAGGACACGACCGAUCUACUAGCUGAGCCGAGCCCCAUCGAAAGCUCAACCCAACAACUACCAAUGGCGCAUACUUCUAGACCGCCGGUCGAGUUGAUGUCUGAUGCAUAAGCCAUCGACUUAUGUAAAUCAUUAUUUUCUUUUUCACGCUCGCUUCGGUCUCUUAUCAGAAAUCGUCAUCAUCGGCCAAUCGGAAUGUUUACAUUUAUUUUUUUCUUUAUGUCGGCGUUUUGAGGACGGAAUUGCUUCAAGCUUCGGAGUCUAAUCAGGUCACUCGCACGCAGCAUGAUUGAUCUCGGGUCCCUGGGAGCGGAGGAGCGGGAUUGUGCGCAUCAGCAUUAGCAUUAAAUGGCGUUUUCGGGUCGUUUGCUCUUAUUCUAUCUAGAAUCACUUGUUCAUUGGCAAGAAUCAGCAUAACCAAUGUAUAAUGACUUAUCAAAGCAUGGUACCUUAUAAAAGUGUAAAUGUCAAUUCCCAAGAAACUUUAUAUAUUCGCGUAUCCUAAGGAGCAAUAUAAAUCCUUUAAUAUGGUG